Molecule: messenger RNA, 2277 nt
Organism: Peromyscus maniculatus bairdii (prairie deer mouse)
Lineage: Eukaryota; Metazoa; Chordata; Mammalia; Rodentia; Cricetidae
Gene: Asb10
Product: ankyrin repeat and SOCS box containing 10
Biological process (GO): intracellular signal transduction
Cellular component (GO): cytoplasm
Molecular function (GO): protein binding
Source: RefSeq, a predicted model, not a curated record
GGCUCUCCACUUCACUUGCUCAAGUUUCUCAAGGAGUGGGUGGAGAGGGGAGACCCAGGAAGGGAAGGACAGAAGCGAGAGGACCCAAAGGGAGAAAUGCCAAGUCUAGAAGGGCGUGAGCCCCGCCCAUCGCCCACUGGCAAUCACUCCCCCUGGAACCUGUCUGAGCCUGUUUCCUUCUUUAUAAAGUGAGGAGAGGUCGGACAGGACAUCCUCUAAGGUUCUUCCCGACCUGGAACUCAGUUCUAGCCCAAGCAUCUCCAGGGUGAGGGGGUGAAGGAGACCCCCACUCCUAGGGGGUAGGAAACUCAAGCGGUCAGCACUACCGUGUCAGCAAGGGCUAAAGAAGACACAGUUGCUUUCUCGGAAGGCAGACAUGCCAACCUUGUACAGAGGGUAUGAGAAAAGUCAGUCAGUGCCCACGGCACCCUGCCAGUGUGAGCCAGACCAGGAGCGGAAGGUUGUAUUCGAGGAACAGGAAUCAGCAGCCUCCCUGGAGGUCACAGACUAGGCAGCUGGAGCUGACUGAUGAUGGAACAAGUGGCUUAGGAUCACAGAAACCAGCCAUGCCUGGGGGAAGGAGUUCUCCACCCCACCGAAGACAUCAUCUGGGGUGUCUCCCCUCUGCCCUUACCUGCCAGAUCUGGAGAGCUCAGUCCUAUUCGGCCCAGAGGACCCCUCGGUCAUCACCACUGCUCUGCCGCGACAUGGCUCUGCAGAACGCACUGUACACUGGGGACCUGGCGAGGCUGCAGGACCUGUUCCCCCCCCACAGCACAGCUGACCUACUGCUGGAGAGCCGGGCAGCUGAGCCUCGCUGGAGCAGCCACCAGAGGGGACUCUGGUCUCUGACGUAUGAAGAGGAGCUGACCACUCCGCUGCACGUGGCAGCCAGCCGGGGCCACACUGAAGUUCUUCAGUUGCUGUUGAGGCGUGGAGCCAAGCCGGACAGUGCCCCUGGAGGCCGCACUGCCCUGCAUGAAGCCUGUGCUGCAGGUCACUCCGCCUGCGUCCAUGUGCUGCUGGUAGCCGGAGCGGACCCCAACACCCCUGACCAGGAUGGGAAACGCCCUUUGCACCUCUGCCGGGGCCCUGGUGUCCUUGAGUGUGUGGAGUUGCUCCUGAAGUUUGGAGCACACGUGGAUGGUCGGUCUGAGGAUGAAGAAGAGACCCCUCUGCACACAGCUGCCCGGCUGGGCCAUGUGGAACUAGCAGACCUGCUUCUAAGAUGGGGUGCGUGCCCUGACGCCCGCAAUGCCGAAGGUUGGACACCACUGCUGGCUGCCUGUGAUGUCCGCUGUCAAUCCCCGACCGAUGCCGCGGCCACCACCGGCCGCUGUUUCCAACUGUGCAGCUUGCUGCUGUCGGCUGGGGCGGAUGCCGACGCUGCCGACCAGGACAAGCAGCGGCCCCUGCACCUGGCCUGCCGCCGUGGCCAUUCGGCUGUCGUGGAGCUGCUCCUGUCCUGUGGUGUCAGCGCUAACGCCAUGGACUAUGGGGGGCACACACCUCUGCACUGUGCUCUGCAAGGCCCAGCUACAGCCCUGGCCCGCAGCCCCGAGCACACGGUGCGAGUUCUCCUCAACCACGGUGCCGUCCGAGUCUGGCCAGGGGCACUCCCCAAGGUGCUGGAGCGCUGGUGCAUGUGCCCACGCACCAUCGAGGUCCUGAUGAACACCUACUGUGUGGUGCAGCUUCCCGAGGAGGCCAAGGGCUUGGUACCACCUGAAAUUGUGCAGAAGCACCAACGAUUCUACUCGUCCCUCUUUGCCUUGGUGAGGCAGCCCAGGUCGCUGCAGCAUCUCAGCCGCUGUGCACUGCGCUGUCACCUGGAGGGCGUUCUGCCCCACGCGCUGCCACGGCUUCCCCUGCCCUCCAGCCUGCUCCGCUACCUGCAGCUGGACUUUGAGGACGUGCUUUACUAGGUGUGCCCUGCCCUGAGAACAAAGCAGGCUCCCCAAGGGGCACCUCUCUGCAGGGACUCAAGUCAGGUCAUCCCGCCAGCACAAGGUCCAUCUUCAAGACAGGAAUGAAUGACUUGAUCCACACUGGAGAGAAGAAAACAGAUGACCAUCCGGCCGAUAGUGAUGCAGAGAGAGCGCCUGGGCAAACCUGUGUGUGCACUGGAAACCUCCAGGCUGAAGCCCGGCGUAAUGGCACAGAUGUUCUCUUAGUCCUUGGGAAGUAGAGGCAGGAAGGUGGGAGUGGUCACAUUGUGCUACUUGGUGAGACUUUGUCUUUAAAAAACAAAAAACAAAACCCCUGCUAUUGGUGAAA